AUGGAGAAUCAUCUUAAUUUAUGCAAUAAUUAGAAGAAACUUGAAUUAUAUUUAAGAUAGUAGAUAUAAAAAUUCUAGAAAAGCAGAAAGAGUCCAAUGAUACAUAUAUACAUACAAAUAUAUGCAUAUACGCGCACUCAAGUUCAAUCACUCGUUCUAUCAAUAAAUAAUUCAUUCAACAACCUAUCUGACUAUUAUAUUAAACUUAUAUAAAAGAAUCUUUAAAUCACCUUUGAUUUAAGCAACAUAAAUAUAUACUGUCAUUUUUUAAUUAGGAUAACGCUUAUUAUUCUUUAUUUUUCGUAUUCUCUACUUAACUUAUAUAAUUACAUACAAUUACCUUUUUUUAAUAAACGUUAAAUUAUUUUUUCAACUUCUUUUGUUAAUACAGAGCCCUUUUGUUAAAAAUUUUCAAAAAAAGCCUAGUAAAACUCACAAAAACUACAUCAAAAAUUGCAUUUUGUUAAAUAAUUUUAAAGCUAAAACACCUAUAGCGCAAAACAGACAACAAAAUUUUAUAAUAUACAUAUUUCAUAAAUUUGUGACCUAUAUAAAUCUCUAUUAAUAUUUAGAAACAACUAGAAAAUGGAAUAAAUUAUUUAGUGA
Molecule: messenger RNA, 606 nt
Organism: Tetrahymena thermophila SB210
Lineage: Eukaryota; Ciliophora; Oligohymenophorea; Hymenostomatida; Tetrahymenidae
Product: transmembrane protein, putative
Exons: 1
Source: RefSeq, a predicted model, not a curated record